UUACCUACGAUAAGUCAGGGAUGCCCGAGUAAACCAGUAUAAAAGGAGUUGCCCAAUCUCUCAUAUUCACUGUACUACGGAACCUCACGCAAUGAAGACUCUAAUCUCAUUCGGCCUUAUGAUGUGCGUGUGCGUGGCGUACGCCACAGCACUACCAACUGGACCGAGCGUAGAAACUCUACAAACUGCCGAAUCACACUGGGGUGGAUACGGACACGACCACGGCCACCAUGGUCACUACGACCACCAUGAUCACCACGGCCACUAUGAUCACUACAAAGGUCACCACGGUUACCACGGCGAUCACCACGGUGGACACCACGGCGGAUACAAUCACGGCUAUGGUGGCGGAAUCGGUGGCGGAUACGGAUUCGGUGGCGGAUACGGAUUCGGAGUCGGAUACGGUAGCGGCCACGGCUGGUGAAGUUAGAUAAUUGUUAUUUGGCAGCUAACAUCGGUAUUACAAUCUGUGAUGUCAUUCAUUACAAUUAACGUUUUGUAAAAAACAUACCUAUAUACUUUUGUUUCAUUCUC
This is a messenger RNA of Manduca sexta (tobacco hornworm), 534 nucleotides long. Its product is annotated as holotricin-3-like. NCBI's taxonomy places the organism in Eukaryota, Metazoa, Arthropoda, Insecta, Lepidoptera, Sphingidae. The transcript is spliced from 2 exons. Bases 92 to 424 code for a protein of 110 amino acids. The record is from RefSeq and is a predicted model, not a curated record.